UGAAAUAGCGUUCGGACUAAUCGUAGGAACUACAGACACGAUGAGAUUCGCAUUCGCUAUACUUUGUGUUAUAACGUUAGUUGGAUUGUGCGUAGCACAAGAACUUCCUAUAAUUGCAUGCCACCAAAUAUUGAUGAUUGCGAUGAUUAAGUAUAAAGCACUGCCAGUUUUGCAAAUUCGUGCGGCGCUGUAGUCAUAUGUCACCGAAAUUCAAGCGACUUCUCUGCGUGCUUGAAGCGCGGGAUGCAAGAUGUAUGGCCGCGAUUUAUUCAAGGGUUUACAGAAAUCGAUUUUCCACGAUUGGAACCAUUAAAAAACGAACAUUUUCAACUAUCAUACAAUAGUGGCUCCAUAAACGUGGACAUUACUAUAAUUAAUACUACAACAGUGGGUUUUGCGAAAACUCGUAUUUUGGAUGUGAGACCACACUUUUUCGAUGACGGCUUUCAAAUAGAAAUUGAUAUACAUGUACCAAAACUGUACACUGAAGGCAUUUUGAAAGUGAAGGGUAAUAUUGGCCCACUUGGUUUGACUAUAAAUCAAGGACCGUUCAACUUAACUAUAACAAAUAUCAGAGUAACGUGUAAUAUGAUAGGACCCGUAAUAAAUGAUAGAUGGGUUGUAGAACAUUUUUAUGUUAAUCCACAAAUUGGUACCAUGAAGGUAUACUUCGAAUUGUUCGAGAGCAAAGAAAUCAAUGAUCUCGCUGUGCAAUUCAUGAACGAAUAUUGGCCAACAUAUUAUCGAGCAGUAUCAUCGACAGUGUUAGACAAGAUAGAUGAGUGGCUGUCCGAGUUAGCCAAUCGCUUUUCCUCUCGGAUUCCCUUCUCUGAUGCAGUGCCAACAUAAAAUCCAAACACUUAUUAAGCAUAAAACACUGAUAGUUUUGCAAGUAAUUAUGCAUUAUAGGGGAGACAGUACCAAUGACCUUAUGUUGACUAUAUGACAAGCCUGAGUAACUAUCAAACGAUACCUAGCCGACGGUCCCCCCCAUCUAUUACAAAGUUAUUAACGAAAUAUAACAAAUUGAAGUUUGACAAUUGUAAUGCGUUUUCGAUAAAUGUAAUAAUAAAGAUAAACAACAAAAACCAAAAUUAGAGCAUAAUAAACGUGUGAGCAAAGGGAAAAGCGAAGGCCACUCCUAAUAUAGGAAUGCAAAGAUAAAUACCCUCUCAAUUCAACCAAUAGUUAGAAAAUUGCGGUUUAUUCAAUAAACUUACAUUGCUAAUAACUUGUUAAUAAACAGCGAGCACCGGAUAUAAGCUUUUGGUAACUACUCAGGAUUGUAGACACGACAAUAUACACAUAUAAAGAUCAUUGAAGCUGUCUUUCCUGUAAUGCAUAAUUACCAAAGUAAGAAUAAAAUAAUAUGAAAUUUAUUACACUACGACCUUAUCAGACUUGUCGUACUAUACGGAAAAAAAUGAGGAAUUAAAGAAUAGUAAAAA
Molecule: messenger RNA, 1448 nt
Organism: Ooceraea biroi (clonal raider ant)
Lineage: Eukaryota; Metazoa; Arthropoda; Insecta; Hymenoptera; Formicidae
Biological process (GO): multicellular organismal reproductive process
Source: RefSeq, a predicted model, not a curated record